Solenopsis invicta (red fire ant) is the source of this 2119-nucleotide messenger RNA. It is a transcript of the gene Urm1, whose product is annotated as ubiquitin-related modifier 1. The record is from RefSeq and is a predicted model, not a curated record. The transcript is spliced from 5 exons. Gene Ontology annotation, molecular function: protein tag activity. Gene Ontology annotation, cellular component: nucleus; cytoplasm. NCBI's taxonomy places the organism in Eukaryota, Metazoa, Arthropoda, Insecta, Hymenoptera, Formicidae. The coding region runs from base 336 to 827 and encodes 163 amino acids. Gene Ontology annotation, biological process: protein urmylation; tRNA thio-modification.
UCGCGCAUGCGCCCUCCACGCGAGUUUCGUAGGGAAACUUGCAAUACUUGCAUACGUGCACACGCACGAAGCUCAUCUAAUUUGUUUUAUCACGGCAAUCGAUCCUGGGCUUUAGCGCAUACAAUCAAAAAUUUGCAGAACGAAUACCCUCUCCUCUCUCUUCUCUUUUCCGCGUGCAGAGAAACGCUGGCGUUUCGCGCCUACGAGCCGGGAAUGCGCCGCGUGGCGUAAACGCGCACGCGGAAAUUCGAUUCUAACCUCGUUACAGCGAGCGAGCGAGCGAGAGAGAGAGAGAGAAAAAGCGAGGUGUCCUUCAAUUUCGAUUUCGAAGCGAGAUGUCUGCGAAUGGACUCCCUCUCACCAUCGAGUUCGGGGGUGGGGCGGAAUUCCUGUUCGAUGGGAAAAAACUACACGAGGUGGACUUACCCGGCGUGGAAUGGACGUUGAAACAACUGCUGCACUGGCUGCGGGAUAACCUCCUGACGGAGCGGCCUGAACUCUUUAUGCAGGGUGACACGGUGAGACCGGGCAUUCUGGUUAUGGUAAACGACGCCGACUGGGAAUUGCUGUAUAAUUUCAGGGUGAAGGCGAUUAUAAACUCUGCCCGCGAGACAAGGUGCUCUUCAUCUCGACGCUGCAUGGAGGAUAAAAGGUACGAAUUUCCAAUACCGAAAAUCUCGACUAGAAUAAGUGUGAUCUAUCCAAACAUUGUAAAGUUUUUUCAUGUACAUGUCAAAUAUUUGAUACUUCAGUAUUGUUGCAUUUUAAAUUGGACACAUGAGGAAAUAAAAUGUUUUUUUUUACUAAGUAUAUUCAGUUUCAAAUAAUAAUUAUGAGAUUGUUUUAUCGCAUCACAGUUUUGGGAGCUUUCUAAAUUGAUUUUAUUAUCAUUGCAAAUUUUAUGGGAAGGGAAUGUAAAUUUCUUGCCCAAUCUUUAUUCUGAAAGGCCGUUUGUCUUAUAAAAUUAUUGAUUAUUGUUGUUAUUUGGAAACUUUGCUUGGAAAGACGAUACUAGUUGUUUUUUUUUUUUUGUGGAUUUAAAGCUAAACAUUCUCUGUUUUUAAAGAAAAAUAAGUAUAUAUUUUUGAAAUUUAGCAAAAACGAGAAGAAAAGUUUUAUAUGGAAAAAGCAAUUUUCAGCAUUCCAUAAUUUAUAUUAGAUUGUAAAAAGUGAUUGUUUGCAAUUGUUUUGCAAUAAUUUAUGCAAUGAGAUCAGCAUUCGUGUUUCAAUGUUAUCAGAUUUGGCCAUUCAAUAAUUUAUAUUUUUGAAAUUUGGCUUAUUAUUAGAUACUAUUCAGUUACGUGUUAAUUCAGAAACUAUUACGUGGUCCGUGAAUAAUAAGUUAUCACGUUUUGCGCGAGUUAACUGAAAAAGUUUUAAAUUACGUCAAUCAGUGUUCGUGUAUAUAAUUCGACUUUAUUUUAUAGUCACGCGUGAAUUGUAUGUUUCCCUUGUUGGUUUUGCGUUACCAUUUUUUUUUUAAUGUAACGCAAAGUGGGAUAUUCAUCGAAUAUCACGUUUAUCAGAAACGCAUGUGAUGCAAUUCGACGGGUAUUUAAUUAAAAGCAGAAACUGUUAAAGUUUAAAAAAAAUGUUUUUGAUAAAUUGAAAUAUCUGUAGAUAAAUAAAGAAUUUCUUUAGAUACUUACUUUAUAUUACAUAAUAAAGUAAACUGUGAAAUUAUUUUUCAAUCAACAUUUAAUCCUUUUACUGGCAUUUUACUGACAUUCCAAUCUGCAGUACUAUUGUCACACUUUGUCCUUCGAAAUCACUCAUCCUUUUCCUAGUCUACUAACUGCAAGCGCAAUUUGACAGCAAUGCGUACCUUUUACGCACAUUACAGGCUUGAAUAGCUUUACAUAUAUUGCGUUGAAAAUGCAUAACGCGAGGUAACACGUGUUUCUCUUUUAUUGAAAGGAAAGAGUUGAGUGACGGAAAAUCGAUAGAAAAGUUUUGUCACAAGGAUUGGGAAAUUGUUAAAUUGUGUUUUAUAUUGGCAAAAAUACAUUUGAUAUCUAUAAAAAUUUCAGACAAAUAUCAAAAUUGUUCUGUAAUUUUCUAUAUAACUAUAAUUUAAAAUGUAGAAUGCACAUCUGUCUUACCACAACAUACUUUCAUU